Molecule: messenger RNA, 2126 nt
Organism: Carassius auratus (goldfish)
Lineage: Eukaryota; Metazoa; Chordata; Actinopteri; Cypriniformes; Cyprinidae
Exons: 3
Coding region: 141-1415 (424 amino acids)
Molecular function (GO): catalytic activity
Source: RefSeq, a predicted model, not a curated record
CGUUUAAUCUAGACUUCGCAUUCUUCUGCACCGUCAGUUCUUUAAUAGCAUACCUUGGAUAUUCUGCCAUCUUUCUGAAAACAGCAGCAACAAAAGGACAAAAAUAUUAUGCUCCACUUCUUGUGAAAGUUACUAAAGAAAUGGCUGAUGUUUCACUGAAAGCGGUGUUAAAGGGAACAGGCCAGGCCGCAGGAGGAAUCUUUGGGCUGAUACUAACAUUUCCUGAUCUGAUUGAUAACUGUGAAGAACUGAUUAAAAACAAACAUCAGACUGAAGCUAGCACAUAUCUGAAGACAAAAGCUAAAGAAAUCCUUGAGACUGUGAAGAAAUUAAAAAAGCCAUUGAAUGAAUUGCAAGAGAUGCUCAAUCAAAUCCCUGAAAUGGAGUGUCACAUUGAUUUGGCUCAGGAGAUGUUUGGAUCUCAAAUAUACACACGAGGCACCAUCUGUAUGGAGUAUACACAGAGCCAAAAGCAGGACACGAAGACACAGGAGUUUAUUCUCCUAUGCACAAAAGACAUAGGAGUAACUAAGAAUUGUUCCACAGGAAAACACAAAUCGGGUGACAACAAGAACAAACGACAGAAGAAGAAGGCUACUUCAACUAUAGACAGGAGUCUUAACCAGGAGAGGAAACUUGCUUUUCCGAGGAAACCACCACACAAGUCUAAAACAAAAGUAAAGAAAUUUCAGUUCCGCCUUCCUAAAAUAAUGAUGUCUAAUGUGCGUUCUCUUCCGAACAAAAUAGAGGAGCUCCAAGAAAUGAUGGAAGAUGUGGAAAACAUUAAUUCCGAUCUGAUGUUCUUCACAGAGACAUGGUUGAACAGGAACUCGCCCAGCAUUAGCUUCGAGGGAUAUAGGUCUUACCGGGUUGAUCGUGAUGCACGGCUAACUCAGAAACGUAGAGGAGGGGGAUUGAUGGUGCUUGUGAAUGAGGCCUGGGCGACUGAUGUGGAGGUGGAAAACAUCAUUAUAACUCCUGAUUAUGAGUUAAUGGUCGUGUCCAUUAGACCACAUGACCACCCUGAGGAUGCGCCACCACUUACCUUCAUCCAUGUGUAUAUCCCUCCAGGAACUAAUAUGAGUCAAGCCGCCAGAGACAUCGCUGGUGUUUACUAUGAUGUUCUGGAGCAGUAUCCUGGUGGUCCUGUUUUCUUGUUGGGUGAUUUCAACCACUGUGACAUCACUCAUCUCUUAGACCUGGAGCAAUACGUCACAUGCCCAACCAGAUACAGUAACACCCUGGAUCAGUGCUAUGGGAAUGUGCCAGGGGCUUAUAGAUCUGAAUGCAGUCCCCCGCUUGGCCGGUCAGACCACAAUGUCAUUCAUUUGAUUCCUAAAAAGAAGUCGGAUGGAAGUGACCCUUCCAAAGAUGAGAAGUGUACACAUGACAGUACCAAAUCCAGAAAGCAAUGAGAGGCUGUGCAGCAGUUCUCUGUUGUUGUCAUGUAGCACCAGGGUUUAGUUCCACUGUGUGCUGUGCUACUAUAUGGUUUGUUUUGUCCUAUAGAUGUAGGACAGUCUAACUACUUUCAAUUAACUUACUGAGUAUAAAAAGUCAUUGAGAAAGAAGGCGACAGGAUUGUAGUCAGAAAUGGUCUGAAAACUGGCACAACAAUGAGGAACAACAUGUGGAAAACGAAUUCUCCUUUGAAUGAAGAAAAUUAAAUGCUUGAUAUACUUUUACCCUGUUAGCCCACACCAGAAAGUGGGCAUCCUGAACGCCUCUCAACUCGCACGUGUCAGUGUUUAUGAAUAGAUAAAAUGAAAUGGGCCAAAUUUAAUCUCGACAAACUAUGUAUCAUUAUAAAGAUAUAAGCCUCAAGCAUUGACGACAGAUCGCUGUUUUUCAAUGGCAAGCUUAUAAAGACUGUAUUUGCUACAUUUGUGUAAGCAGUACACAUACAAACAUGAACAUUAGAAACGCUGUACAUACCAGAUCCGUCGUAAUAACGAGUCAUAAACACAUCCAGAGCUGUAAAUCCCGGAUUAGUUAGAAAGAUAAGGGUCCACUGAACGACAUCUCAUGAAGCACGUUUAGUCCAACGAAGCAAUAACGUUGUAAUAUGGAUCAUAAUUCCUUUGUUUACGUUUCAUUUCUUCAGCGACAGAAUUGUUUGCGUCCGU